Molecule: messenger RNA, 2417 nt
Organism: Mangifera indica (mango)
Lineage: Eukaryota; Viridiplantae; Streptophyta; Magnoliopsida; Sapindales; Anacardiaceae
Product: transcription factor DIVARICATA-like
Exons: 2
Coding region: 820-1746 (308 amino acids)
Molecular function (GO): DNA binding
Source: RefSeq, a predicted model, not a curated record
UUACGGAUUGUCCUUUCUGCAACUUCAAUCUUAUUGGUUCUCUGCGCUUUCUCGUGUAUAAUUAAUUAUAGAGCUUUUUGUUUAGCUUCAGUGCCCGCAUAAAACCAUAUCAGCCAACCACAACUCAGCACCACUCUCACUCAUUUUCCUGUCAUUCUCUCUUCUCUUCUUUAUCUUGCUUACUAAUUACAAACCAGGCUACCGAAUUUUUAUUCACGUCUCUCUUGAACUCUUUCUCUUCUCUCUGCUUUUUAUUUUCGUUUGCUUUGGUCACCAACUCUGGGGAAAAGCUAGAAAAGCACGGUUUUUUUUAAGAGUUUUAUCAGUUCAUUUCUCAAAAACCUUUCUGUUUACUCUGUUUUUCUUCAACUUCUUCCCUGUUUUUGGUUCAGCUGACCUUCAAUCUCGCUUCAAAAUUUCUAAUUUAUUUCAGGAUCUUGUUUAGUGUGGUGAAUCUUUAUCUGGGUUGUGCUUUGUGUGUUGCUUUUUCUCUCGUGAUUUUGUGUGUUUUGGGGCGGUGGUAAUGGCCUAGGGUUUAGGUUUUGUACAAGACUGAGGCCUUUUUAAAAGAAUUUUUCUCUAUUUCUUCACUAAUUUUCCUUUGUUUUUGGAAAGUUGAGCCUUUUUAAGAUUCCUCAAUUGGUGCUUGUGCGAAAAAAGUUUUUGUCAGAUUCUUAUCAAAUGCCUUGUUGAUUCGAUGCUUCUUUGGUCAUAAAAACCUCCAUUUCACUGCAUUUUCUAUCUGGGUUCUCUCUUUGAACAUUGAAUUCAAAGAGAGAGAAACUGAGCUGGGAUUCACUCCUCUCUAAACAAAAACAAAUGAAUCGAGGAGUAGAAGUUCUGUCUCCGGCCUCAUAUCUACAGAAUUCAAACUGGUUGUUUCAAGAAAGCAAAGGAACAAGAUGGACUCGACAAGAGAACAAGCUGUUUGAGAAUGCUUUGGCUUUGUAUGAUAAAGAUACUCCUGAUCGAUGGAUUAAGGUAGCAGCAAUGAUUCCAGGCAAGACAGUCGGUGAUGUCAUCAAACAAUACAAGGAAUUGGAAGAGGAUGUUAGUGAUAUUGAAGCUGGUUUAAUUCCAAUUCCUGUCUAUUGUAACGAUUCUUUCACUUUGGAGUGGGUUAAUUGUGAUCAAGAAUUUGAUGGAUUGAGGCAAUUGUAUAGUCCUGGUGGGAAGAGAGGCACCACAACUCGGCCUUCUGAUCAAGAAAGAAAGAAAGGGAUUCCAUGGACAGAAGAAGAACACAGGCAAUUUCUAAUGGGUCUUAAAAGGUUUGGAAAAGGGGACUGGAGAAAUAUCUCCCGCAAUUUUGUGACCACUAGAACACCAACUCAGGUUGCAAGCCAUGCUCAAAAGUACUUCAAUCGGCAGCUUACUGGGGGGAAGGAUAAGAGGAGAUCUAGCAUUCAUGACAUUACUAUUGUCAGUUUGGAAGUCACAGGAUAUUCUUCGCCAGAAAAUAGUAAACCUUCAUCUGCAAAUUCUUCUACAGCUGUCAUUCAGCUGCAACAGCAACCAAAAUUGACUAGCAUAAGAAAUGAGCGAUUUGAUUGGAAACCACCAAAUGAAGGAGCAGCCAUGGUUUUCAACCCAACAAAUAGCAACGUUUUCACACCCCCUUUUUGUGGGAUAUCUUCAUAUGCAGCUAAGUUGCAGGAGCAAAAUCUGCUUGGUGGAACUCUUCAUGGAUCUCAGUGUGACAUGUACAGCACAUUUUAUCCGAUGCAAUCAAUGCAACAUCAGUAAUUCAUAGAUAAUAUAUAGGAGUACUAGGGAUAUUUAUUUGCCAAUUCUUAUUCAUUGGCAGUGAUCUCAGAUUACUCUGUCAAAACAACAUCUUGGUUUUAUGUGAAUAUGUUGAUGAAGCCUGGAAUGAGUCCAUGAAGAAUCAGUUAAGCUGUGCUGUGAUUUGCCAUUGGAAAAUUGGACUAUUGAACCAUAAGAGGAGCCUGUUUGCAAGAAGCUUGAGCCUUUGGCUUUGUGCACUGGUUAUAUCCUUGCAAUCAAAAGGCAUUCUGGUACUCUGUUUGCAUUAUGAAUAUUUCCAUUUAGGCAAAAGCCAUGUACAGAUGAUCUAGAUGCUGAAAUGAUUAAAAUUAUAUGCUACAGACUCCAACCAUUCAGAGUAGAUUCAUGUAAAUUAUUCAACUCCCAUGUGUGCAUGGUUGAUAUAAUAAGGCAUAUGUGAGGAUAAUAUCAUCUGCGUGGAAUUAUAAUCUUUAGUAUAUUUUAGGCAAGCAGUAUUUUCAAAAUCUGUUCUGUUACUGUCUUUGUUGGUGAUGAAUUUUGUGAUGCAUUUGAAGCUGGAUCCCUCAGAAACUGCAUAUCCAAUCCAUCUCUUAGAUGAAGUUUGUAAGUUCUUUUGUAAUUUCCACCUUUGUCAAUAAAAAUCAAGAAGUAAUGGUUAUUUAUCUUUA